AUGUCGACUUAUACUCUCGAGCAAGUCAAGGCACACUGCAAGCCAGACGAUCUCUGGAUUGUUCUGCAUAAUAAGGUAUACGAUGUAACUAAGUACCUAGAGGACCACCCUGGAGGAGCCGCGGUUCUCAUCGAAGUUGCUGGGACUGAUGCUACGCAAGCCUUUGAGGAUAUUGGGCAUUCGGAUGAGGCCCGUGAGCAGCUCGAGCCGUACUACAUUGGGGAUCUCCCAGACACGGAACAUGCAGACUCCGUGGAGAUAUACCAUCCUACUUUCGAACAGGUCGCCCAGUCUGCCGUCAUCAGCGUCAAGAAGCCGUCACCUUUGUCUCCUUCGCUCCGUGCUGUACUCAAACUAGGCCUCGGUGGCUUUGCAGGGGUAGUCGCUGUAUCAGCAUAUCGUCAAGGCCGGACACUUCCGCACCUUCCGUCAUUCUCAACCCUGAGCAGCCUCAGGUCCAUAAACCUCAGCUCAUCCAGCCACCAUUUCUGGUCUGGAGUCGGCAUCGCCAGUGUGGCUCAAUUUGCUAUCACCCUAAGCCUAGGACUUUGGGCAUCGACCAAGUUAGACGUGCAGCAAGAAUUCACGCUCUACAAACCGCAUCGACCAGCCUCGACCGCACAGCUUAUCCGCCUCAAACGAAGCAAACCCGCUACUGUUACCCAAGUCCCCGCCCUCAAUCCGCGCCAAUGGCGCUCGUUCAUCCUGGCCAGCAAAGUCGAAGUCGCACCCAGCGUGUAUCAACUAACCUUCUCCCUACCAAACGCCAACGACAUCCUCAACCUUCCAACAGGUCAACACGUUGCCCUGCGCGCCGUCAUCAACGGCACCCAGGAAACCCGCUCCUACACCCCAAUCUCCAACACAAAGGACAUCGGGCAUAUCAAACUUCUCAUCAAAACCUACCCCAACGGCGCAAUGACCCAGCAUCUCGCACAAAUGACCCCUGGGGACACAAUCGAAAUGCGCGGCCCUAAGGGCGCAAUGACAUACUCUUCUCAAUACGCUCAGACAAUCGGCAUGAUCGCCGGCGGAACAGGAAUCACGCCAAUGUACCAGGUCAUCCGUGCAAUCUGCGAGGACGAGUCCGAUGCAACGCGCGUCUCGCUGCUCUACGCAAAUAAUACUGAGGAAGAUAUCCUGAUGCGCGAGGAACUAGAGAGCCUUGCGAAGAAGUUCCCUGAGAAGUUCGAAGUCCGAUAUGUACUUAGCCGCGCUGGUGAUGGCUGGAAGGGGUAUAGGGGCUUUGUGAGUGGGGAGAUGAUUGAGAAGCAUAUUGGUGGUCCUGGUGAUACCAAGAAGGUCAUGCUGUGUGGACCGCCGCCGAUGGUGAAUGCGAUGAAGAAGAUACUUGGGGGGGUGGGAUGGGCGAUGCCGGGGGCUGUUGCAAAGGCUACGGAUGCGGUCUUUUGUUUUUAGACAUGGAAACGUGAGUUUACUUAACUUGAUGUAGAUUUAGACAUGAGGAAGCAAAAUGUACUAUCGCCUUGGUUUAUACUGCAUGUACUUUUCUACCCCUGUCAAAGAGUUUAAGGUAGAACCCUC
This is a messenger RNA of Aspergillus calidoustus, 1545 nucleotides long. The record is from the annotation of a GenBank genome assembly. NCBI's taxonomy places the organism in Eukaryota, Fungi, Ascomycota, Eurotiomycetes, Eurotiales, Aspergillaceae.